This is a messenger RNA of Mugil cephalus (flathead mullet), 2570 nucleotides long. It is a transcript of the gene pecr, whose product is annotated as peroxisomal trans-2-enoyl-CoA reductase. Gene Ontology annotation, biological process: phytol metabolic process. The transcript is spliced from 8 exons. The record is from RefSeq and is a predicted model, not a curated record. Gene Ontology annotation, cellular component: peroxisome. Gene Ontology annotation, molecular function: trans-2-enoyl-CoA reductase (NADPH) activity. The coding region runs from base 1406 to 2302 and encodes 298 amino acids. Lineage: Eukaryota; Metazoa; Chordata; Actinopteri; Mugiliformes; Mugilidae.
CAUUACAUGAGAACCAUACUAAGUAUAUAGGUAAAAUUACUGUUAAUCAUUAAAUCUGACAUUGGUAUAGAAUAUCCUAGACAUGAGAAAUGCCACUAAACACAGCUAAGACAGCUAUCCACAGUUGGGAGAGAAUAUGUUGUCAAGGACAAGACGUUCGUCUGAAGUUUAAGUGAGAACCUGUCGGGGAGGCUGUCAGGAUGCUAAACAACAUUAAAGGAGCUUGAGGCAUUGGCUGAAAAUAUCUGGUUGCUCCUCUAACAAAUGAUGCCUGUCUUCAUCUGUUUGGGCUGUGGGUUCAGAUAGAAAGAUGGAAAGUACUUUGUGGAUUUAAAAGUACAACUGAGUCUGGCUGAAAUUUGCCAAAACAUACCCAGUACCCCAGAGCUAUGGUGCUCUGAUUAGAGACAAAGUUGUAGAUGAGAUGAUUGGUGGAUUUGCAAAAGAGUACCGUACCAAAUUGUUGUGACCGCAGUGUUGUUUUGGGGCUGUAAUAAUCACACAUAAAAUACACUUAGCUAUUCUUCAGUUGGAACUGGGGUUUGGUGAACCUGGGGAGAAUAAUGAAUUGCACCAAACGUCAACACUUGGUGCAGUUAUAUGUGUGUUUUUUUUUUGUUUGUUUUUUGUUUUUGAGUUGUUACAUUCUUGUCUGUGUAAGGCUGCAUCCUGCAGGGGAUGGUUGCUGCCAUGAAGGAGUGUCGUUUCUGUGGGGUGACAUUCAUUGAGAGACUGAAGAGAAAAAAAAAACAGCUCUGUAAACAAUUCUUCAAGAUGGUAGUGAUGCAACAACAGUCACAGCUGCUUUCAUAAGAGCUUCAACAGCUUAUCCUGAUAGGGUUCAUCUCAAAUAGUAGGGGCAGGCACUGGUGUAAGACUUUGCUGUGUUCCUGGACAUAUUGGGGAAAAGGAAACUGCAGAUUCAGCAGCAGAGUCAACAUUUUCCCCCCCAUACACACACACAAUCUCCCAGAGGACACGCAGUUACAGAAGAUGAGAAUUACUUGGGAACUAGAAGGAUUAUGGAUUAAAUCAGCAGUUGUAAAUUGCUUGACAACAUCCACUGUUAUGUCAGUGUGGAUGACCUGAAACUGAAUUUUUUUUCCCCUGAAAUGUAUCAAGUAUAACACAGAAAAAAAACAUCUACAGAUCUACAUGGUUUAUCUUUUAUUUAACUUCUUGGCCACAUUGAGAAUCAAUCCAUAAGAAUAUUUGAAGCACAGUCGUAGUAUCUAAUUUUGUCCUGCGGGGGGCAGUAUUACACCCAGCAGGUGCAAAAUUACCAAUAACCCCACAUGAAGUAGAAGGACAGCGUCACGGUCACGCCCCUUCAGAAGAGCAUCCACGAGAGGGCGCUGCACCUCCAGCUCAGUCAGUUUAAACUCAGCACACUCAAGAAAGAAGAAUGGCGGCUGCAAGUGUGUUCAGACCUGGCUUGUUCAAUAAUAAAGUUGCAAUAGUGACGGGUGGAGGGACCGGGAUCGGUAAAGCUAUUUCUGCAGAGUUGCUAGAGCUGGGCUGUAACGUGGUGAUCUCCAGUAGGAAAGCUGAAAAGCUGCAAGCGGCUGCUGAGGAGAUGAAACAAAAAAUCCCUCCUGCCAGUCCUGCAAGUGUCACCCCUCUGCCAUGUAACAUCCGCAAUGAGGCUGAGGUGAAAGCCCUAGUGUCAUCGGUGCUGAAGCAGUACGGUCGGAUAGACUACCUGGUGAACAACGGUGGGGGUCAGUUCACCAGCCCUGUAGAGAACAUGUCCUCCAAUGGCUGGAAGGCUGUGGUGGACACCAACCUGAAUGGAACCUUCCACUGCUGCAAGGAGGUCUACUCCGCAUGGAUGAAGCAGCAUGGAGGUGUGAUCAUCAACAUCAUCGCUGACAUGUGGAAAGGCUUCCCAGGCAUGGCUCACACAGGAGCAGCGAGGGCAGCAGUGGACAACUUGACAAAGAGUCUCGCCAUUGAGUGGGCAGCGUCAGGAGUGCGAGUCAAUGCUGUUGCACCUGGUACUAUCUUUUCCAAAACUGCGAUGGCAAACUAUAAGGAACUUGGACCACAGCUUUUCGCGCGGUCCGUUCCACUUAUUCCGGCAAAGCGACUAGGACUCCCAGAAGAGAUCUCUUCAGCAGUGUGCUUCCUUCUCUCCCCUGCUGCCUCCUACAUCUCUGGAGCCACACUGAGGGUCGACGCAGGGCAAAGUUUGUACCACUCCAUGUGGGAAAUACCUGACCACAGUGCAUGGCCAGAGGCUCCAGAUGGAGAGAACAUGGAUGCCCUGAAGGAACUGUUCAACCCACAAAGCAAACUGUAACUCAUUCCUCAGAGAUAAAAAAAAAAACAAAAAAAAAAAAACGUAAAAGCAGUUCACCAGAAUGUUCACCAGCAGUGAGCUGCACAGACACAGCAAGCUCUCUCACAGAAACAAAACACCUUGGUGGCCUGGAUGUAAGUGUGUAUAUAGGAGGGUGUGAUUUAUUAAUCAAACUAGUGUACAUAAUUUUAUGUAAUUAAUAUCAAUAUUGGUGUGCUGUAUCCUGGAUAAUGAUUUGUAACAGUUGAAAUAAACACAAUUAUCCUGC